CGGCGGAGAGGCUGCGGCGGGUGCGGUGGGCUAAGUCCCAGCGCGGGUGCGGCUCACGGCGCGGGCCCCACGCUUCCGCACCCUGCUCCGGCCUCGACCACGGCGAACCUGAACGCGGCAGCGGCCUCGGAGAGGUGCUGGGCAAGUUGAGCUCUCUGGCCCACAUGGCUUCUGAAGCUAAGAACUUGGGGACAAUGCUUUCUGGAAGCAUUUCUUGGCCAUGCUGGACUGUAACCUUGUUCCUGGUGUGAGCAUUCUUGGAUGCAUCAGGCAAAAGCCCUUGAUUCUGCCAGAAAGAUGAGCAAUAACAGCAAUAAGAGAGCUCCAACAACAGCAACACAAAGGUUGAAGCAGGACUACCUUCGAAUUAAGAAAGACCCAGUGCCUUACAUUUGUGCAGAGCCCCUCCCUUCAAAUAUUCUUGAAUGGCAUUAUGUUGUCCGAGGCCCUGAGAUGACUCCUUAUGAAGGUGGCUAUUAUCAUGGAAAACUAAUUUUUCCCAGAGAAUUUCCAUUUAAGCCUCCUAGUAUUUACAUGAUAACCCCCAAUGGAAGAUUUAAGUGCAACACAAGGCUGUGUCUCUCCAUCACAGAUUUCCACCCAGAUACAUGGAAUCCAGCGUGGUCCGUCUCCACCAUUCUAACAGGGCUCCUGAGCUUUAUGGUGGAGAAAGGCCCCACCCUGGGGAGCAUAGAGACAUCGGACUUCACGAAAAAACAGCUGGCAGCACAGAGUCUAGUGUUUAAUUUAAAAGAUAAAGUCUUUUGUGAAUUAUUUCCUGAAGUUGUGGAGGAAAUUAAACAGAAACAGAAAGCACAAGAUGAACUAAGUAACAGGCCCCAGAAUCUUCCUUUGCCAGACGUGGUUCCUGAUGGGGAGAUGCACCGUGGCCAGAAUGGGAUCCAGCUCCUCAACGGGCAUGCACCUGCUGCUGGCCCAAACCUUGCUGGGCUCCCACAGGCCAACAGGCAUCAUGGACUCCUGGGCGGCGCUUUGGCGAACUUGUUUGUUAUAGUUGGGUUUGCGGCCUUUGCCUACACNGUCAAGUACGUGCUGAGAAGCAUAGCACAGGAGUGAGGUUCACAAGCCACAACCUACAGUUGCUGCUGAGGGACACAGGGGCCAGAGCUUGAUGCAGGCGUGAUGGACAUGCUGCUGAGCACAGGGUGGCCUGCCGGACUCCUGGGCUUCACUUUUUAAAAACCUUAAAAAGAAAGCAAAAACCAAAAUGUGAUCUGGAGGAGACUGGAGGUUCUCAACUCCCUCUUGAGGUUGUCGUGGGCAGUGCCACUCACGCUUUGGUUCUAUUGCUUAUCUCCUGUGUUGUCUUUUGAACCUGUUUAGUAAACCUGUUUUGUUUGUUUUGUUUUGUUUUUCAUUUUAUUAGAUUUGGUCACUUAAAAAUAUAAAACUUUAAUGCCUAUCAAA
Molecule: messenger RNA, 1428 nt
Organism: Mus pahari (shrew mouse)
Lineage: Eukaryota; Metazoa; Chordata; Mammalia; Rodentia; Muridae
Gene: Ube2j2
Product: ubiquitin conjugating enzyme E2 J2
Exons: 8
Coding region: 262-1077 (271 amino acids)
Source: RefSeq, a predicted model, not a curated record